UGGUGCAACUAAUAAGAACGCGAUCUAGCAGGCGAUCCCACUGUGACUUUUAUUUCCAAGUCCUGGAAUCCGGAAUCAGACUGAUCGUAAUCACACAUGGAUUAUACUCUUUUCGCAGCUUUUUAUUUGUUUCUGCCUUAGAGGAAACUUUCUUACAAACUGUUUUCAAGUGGGACUGCUUCCUGGUGUCAGAGCCAUGAUUUGCUUGUUAAGAUGGACAGCUUUCCUUUGGACUGUAAAUUUCAUUCCUUGCACAUUUGGAAUGUCAGUGAAUGAACGACCAGAUGGCUCAUGUCCCCCUCUGAGUGUAGAGGAGCACAGGUUUUCUGAUAUCUUAGAUCGUCCCCUGGAAAUCAACGGAUUUGAUCUCACUGAAAAGUUUCUUCUCCGAAAGGGGACAGUCACAGAGGACCUGUCAUCAUUUCGUUUAGGAAGCAGUCCACUCAUUAAGCCGACAAAAGUAAUAUUUCCAAAUGGGCUUUCGGGUGAAUACUCCCUUGUCACUAUCUUCCGGGUAAGAAGAACUACAAAAAAAGACCGCUGGUAUCUCUGGCAGAUAUUCGACCAGUCGGGAGGCAGUCAGGUAUCUGUUGUGGUUGAUGGUGGCAAGAAGGGGGUGGAGUUUUCUUUCCAGGGCCAGCUAAAGAAUGCUCUCCGCUACACAUUUAAGAGCCGUGACCUACAUGCCCUUUUUGAUCGCCAGUGGCACAAGCUGAGCAUUUCUGUACAGAGCAACAUAGUCUCCAUUUACAUGGACUGCAGGCUAAUAGAAAGCAAACAGACUGAUGAGAAGGACAGCAUUGACCCCAGUGGGCGCACUCUCAUCACUACACGAGUGGAGGAUGGACGACCUGUAGAUAUUGAGCUGAAACAAAUUCUAAUCUACUGUGACCCUUAUAUGGCUGAAAUGGAAAAUUGCUGUGAGCUAUUGGAGCCAAAGUGUGAAGCCAUGAAGACCUUUAAUGGGACUUCCCCUCCCCUGGUUACAGCCCAGCUCCCCCAGAUGCUGUCUCAGCCGACCUCACAGUCAAUUGACAGAUGUCACUGUCCAGCUGAAAAGGGAGAUGCUGGUCUUCCAGGUGUAGUUGGACUGGCUGGACUAAAAGGGGAUAAAGGAGACAAGGGGGACACAGGGGAGGCCGGGCCUUUAGGAAACCCAGGACAUAAGGGGGAACUUGGAUCAGAAGGGCAAAAUGGAAUCGAUGGGGAGAAGGGUCUGAAAGGUGACCCAGGGCCAGUUGGUCCAGUUGGUCCAGUUGGUCCCAAAGGAAACAAAGGUGAUGUGGGUCUUCCUGGAGCUCGGGGGCUGCCUGCUGACAAAGAGUGCGUCAAAGGAGAUCAGGGCCCUCCAGGUGACAAAGGAGAAAAGGGAUUGGCUGGGGUGCCAGGAGAACCAGGCAAAGAGGGCAAAAGGGGACGGAGAGGAAAGACUGGGGAGCCUGGACUCAGAGGCCUGCCUGGUCCCCCAGGAACUCCGGAAGGAGCAAGUGUCAAGGUGGAGACGGGUGAGCCUGCAGUCCCAGGGGGAAAAGGGGAGAAAGGAGAGAGAGGAGACCCUGGCCAGCCAGGUGCUGAAGGGGCCGGUGGGAUGAAAGGACAAAAAGGUGAUGUUGGCCUUCCUGGUCCUCCUGGGCCUGUGAUGACUGCUCACGGAUUGAGACAGCUCUCUGAAACUGAUGCAAUGACGGAGAAGACACAAAAGGGAGAAAAAGGAGAUGAGGGGGAGAGAGGACCACAAGGCUUCAAGGGAAACAUCGGGCCGCCAGGACUCAAGGGAGAUCAAGGACCAGAGGGCAAGCAAGGCCUGCCUGGGCCCACUGGACUACCAGGACUCUCAGGCGAGCCAGGCUCGCCAGGGGAGUCAGGGAUGCCUGGGAGAGAUGGCCUGAAAGGAGAAAAGGGGGACUCUGGUGGAGUAAUGGGGCCACAGGGACCUAAGGGUGAGCCUGGAGAGCCUGGAGGUGGAUAUAUGGGCGAUGGGCUGUCUGUAAGCAGAGGGUCUCGUGGGCCCAAGGGUGAGAGAGGUGUCCCAGGUUUGCCCGGAGACCAUGGUGAUAAAGGCGAACCUGGAGAGAGUAUCAUAGGCUCGCCUGGCCGCAUGGGACCCCCAGGAAAGCCCGGAAUUGAGGGCCCUCGCGGACCCCCAGGUUUAUCUGGCCCUCCUGGAGUUCCAGGAAAAGAGGGCUCCCCUGGAUGGCCAGGCCCCCCGGGCCCUGCUGGACCUCCAGGUGAACCAACUGCCCUGCCAAUUGUUGGAGACAUGGGUGCAUUACUCAAGAAUGCCUGCAGUGUGUGCCAGACGAGAGUCCCAGGGCUUCCUGGGCAGAAGGGAGAGAAGGGGUCCCUUGGAGCGCAAGGAGUCGAAGGCAUGGUGGGAGAAAAGGGAGAUCCAGGUGUAAGAGGUCCCAUGGGUAACCCUGGAAAAGAAGGCCCAAAGGGAGUAAAAGGAGAGAGAGGAUUCCCAGGCCCCACAGGAGAUAAAGGUGAUGAGGGGACUGCAGGAGUACCAGGACUUCCUGGGGUGACCGGUCGUACAGGGGCCCCGGGGCUUAUGGGUAGACCCGGGCCAAUGGGCCAACUAGGAGGAAAAGGAGAAAAAGGAAAUGAAGGACCCCCAGGCAGGCCAGGGCUUCCAGGGCCUCCGGGUGUACCCAGUGUGGAGGGCAAUGGGAUGAGCAGUCUGUACAAGCUGCAGAGUGGUGGAGCUAUUUUAGGACCCCCUGGAGCUCCUGGCGCUCCGGGUCCCAAAGGAGAUGAAGGACUUGCAGGGGACCCAGGGGCCAUGGGAUUACCCGGGCUUGAAGGGCUACCCGGUGCCAAGGGUGAUAUUGGUUUGCCUGGUCUACCUGGUAUACUAGGUCCUCCUGGAAAGCCCGGCCCUCGCGGAGAGCCAGGGAUCCCAGGAGAGCCGGGUGAGAGGGGGCCACUCGGAGAGACAGGAUUCCCAGGGCCCGAGGGACCCCAAGGUGUUCCUGGGAGACCUGGAAAAGAUGGAACUCCUGGAUACAAGGGAUCUGCAGGUGCAACAGGGGACAGAGGAUCCAAAGGAGAACGUGGUGAUCCAGGGAUUCCUGGAGAAAGAGGUGUUCAAGGCGAGAGGGGUCGCUCAGGAGAUCCUGGCCCCAUUGGACAGAUCGGACCUCCAGGCCAAAAAGGCGAUCCUGGCCCUCCAGUAAAUUUGGACAAUGUAAACCUUUUGGGUGAUCCCAGCUUCAUGGAAGAACUCAAAGUGUUUAUCAGAACUGAAGUAUUGAGGGUCUUCGAAGAGAAGCUAUCAAGCACUGCCACGCUGCAGAAGACACCUGCAGGGAUCUUAGCUUCACAGGUCCACGGGCCUCCAGGAGCUCCCGGAAAGGACGGAUUACCAGGUCCGCCAGGAGAGCCCGGACCUCCUGGUCCUCAUGACCCAUAUAUCAAUGCAGACUGAGGGGCGGGAAGCAGAGGCAAGGCCAGGAGUGUGGUGCACAGCAGCUCUCUGGGAAAUAUGAAGACAAACGAAGAAUUGGCUGUGAAUAAGAGAAACUAUUAUCAAUGUGGACAGGAAAGAGCCCCAGUAUUGAUACCUCACUCCAGGAAAAAGAAAGCUUCUAAAGUAGAAAAGGAGCAUAGUCAGUGAAGAGGGUCGACGUUCUUUAUCAAACUGAUACAACUUUCUGACUGCUCAUACAACACUAAUGGUUUGCCGGUUAGGCUUUAUACCUCAAACUUGCUUAGAAUUGUAUUGUGUCGCAGCAGAACUACGGUGUCUUAACUUUUGAAGAGGAGUGUGUUCCGUGUUGGUGCAGAUCAAAGCACCACUGCAUUGGCCUUUCUCUUUGAGCUUUGUAUCUACCUCACAUUAUUCAAGACCAUUUACCCUUUAACCCACUGCUAUAAUAUAAAAUGCUGCUUUCAUUCAUAAGUAAUGUAGUUAUUAUACUACUCGACUAUAAAUAUCUGUGUUGUGUUUAUGCCAUUUGCAUUACACAUGUAUUGGAUUUUGUUUAGCUUGUUUUAUUUUUUUAUGCUUCCAAAGACUGUUUUAUAGGUUAUUCUUAGUGCAGCUUUGCAAUAAAUAUUUAUUGAAAACAAA
Perca flavescens (yellow perch) is the source of this 4072-nucleotide messenger RNA. RefSeq names its product collagen alpha-1(XIX) chain. Gene Ontology annotation, biological process: extracellular matrix organization. Lineage: Eukaryota; Metazoa; Chordata; Actinopteri; Perciformes; Percidae. The coding region runs from base 197 to 3427 and encodes 1076 amino acids. The transcript has 53 exons. Gene Ontology annotation, molecular function: extracellular matrix structural constituent conferring tensile strength. The record is from RefSeq and is a predicted model, not a curated record.